AUGGUCAUGGCUUCCUCUGUUUCUCGAGGAGGAAGAGGGUUUGUUGAAGUGAGAGACUUUGGAGUUCCUGAUACUGUAAAGUCCAUUUCUUGGUGCGGUGAAAACAUUUGCUUAGGGAUUAGGAAAGAGUAUGUGAUACUUAACACUGCUAAUGGGACACUCUCUGAGGUGUUUCCUUCUGGUAGAGUUUCUCCUCCUCUUGUGACUUCUCUACCUUCUGGUGAACUUCUCUUGGGGAAGGUGAAUCUUGGUGUAGCAUCUGCCUUGAGGUGUUCUACUUCAGACAGAGAGGAUUUGCUGGUCAGAGGCUCCAAAAGCUACUUCAGACAGAGAGGAUUUGCCUUGUUGCCACGGCGAGUUGAGGUUCGCUUGCUACGAAGCCCCUAUCCUUUAAUACAGACUGUUCUCCAAAAUAUUCGGCACCUUGUCAAGAGUAACAAUGCUGUGAUUGUUGGUUUGGAUAACUCUGUUCAUGUUCUCUUUCCUGUUUCUAUUGGUGCCCAGAUUGUACAGUUAACAGCUGCUGGAAACUUUGAGGAAGCCUUAGCUCUAUGCAAGUCACUCCCUCCUGAAGACUCAAGCCUAAGAGCCGCGAAAGAGAGUUCUAUUCAUACAAGAUUCGCUCAUUAUCUUUUUGAGAACGGGAGCUAUGAGGAAGCCAUGGAACACUUCCUGGCAUCUCAAGUAGACAUCACACAUGUACUUUCCAUGUACCCAUCCAUUAUUCUUCCUAAAACAACAAUGAUUCCUGAACCAGAUAAGAAUGUGGACAUCUCUGGGGAUGAAGCUGCUCUGUCUAGAGGCUCAUCCGGCUUUUCGGAUGACAUGGAGUCUUCCUCUCCUCGAUAUUUAUUCGAAUCUGAAGGCAAUGCAGCUCUUGAAUCUAAGAAAAUGAGUCACAACACUCUGAUGGCUCUUAUAAAGUACUUGCAGAAGAGGAGACCUGGUAUGAUAGAGAAGGCUACUUCUGAAGGAACAGAAGAGGUUAUUUCAGAUGCUGUUGGCAAGUCUAAGAAGUCCAACAGGGGACGUGGUGUGAGUCCGCUUAACUCAGGUGCCAGGGAGAUGGCAGCAACCCUUGACACAGCUCUUCUGCAAGCACUUCUACACACUGGCCAGUCCGGAGCUGCUGUAGAUUUAUUAAAGGGUGUUAACUACUGUGACGUAAACAUCUGUGAGGAGAUUCUCAUGACAAGUAAAAAUUACCCUGCACAGUUGGAAUUGUUCAAGAGCAAUUCGAUGCACCAUGAAGCCCUUAAACUUCUUAAACAGCUCUUGGAAAAGUCCAAAUCAAACCAGUCACAAACUAAUGUUACGCAGAUGUUUAGUCCUGAGUUGAUCAUUGAAUAUCUCAAGCCUCUCUGCAGGACUGAUCCAAUGCUUGUGUUGGAGUACUCUAUGCUUGUCCUUGAAAGCUGUCCAACACAAACUUAUCUGGAAACAUCUCUGCAGACCUUGUCAAUUCGUAUCUGAAGCAGCAUGCUCCGAACAUGCAGGGUAGAUAUUUAGAGCUUAUGAUGGCAAUAAAUGAAACCGCAGUUUCAGGGAAUCUCCAUAACGAGAUGGUACAAAUCUACCUUUCGGAAGUGCUUGACUUGCAUGCUUCUCAAAGCGCGCAGCAGAAAUGGGAUGACAAGGAUCAUCAUCCUCCUGAAAGGAAGAAACUAUUUUCUGCGUUAGAGAGCAUCUCUGGAUAUAAUCCACAGACUUUGUUGAAGCGUCUUCCGCAUGAUGCUCUCUUUGAAGAGCGUGCUGUUAUAUUGGGGAAAAUGAAUCAGCAUGAGCUCGCUAUGUCGAUCUAUGUUCAUAAGCUUCAUGCACCUGAUCUGGCGCUAGCUUACUGUGAUCGUAUAUAUGAGUCCAUAUCUUAUCUACCAUCUGGAAAACCGUCGAGCAGUAUCUACCUCACACUGCUUCAAGUAUACCUGAAUCCUAAGAAAAGCGCAAAGGACUUUGCAAAGCGUAUUGUAGCUCUAGGAUCAUUCGAAAGUUCAGACACAACGAAGAUGAUGGAGUCUGUUUUGUCUUCAAAAGUUAAAGGAGGCCGGUCCAAGAAAAUUGUAGCGAUAGAAGGUGCUGAGGAGAUCCGAGCUGGUCUCAGUAGCAGCACUGACAGUGGAAGAAGCGACGUUGAUGCUGAAGAACCCUUGGAGGAAGGAAACUCCAGCGUUAUGAUAUCUGAGAGUUCUUGAUCUGUUGAGCCAAAGGUGGGAGAGGAUCAAUGGUGCGCAUGCUCUUAAGAUUUUACCUAGAGAAACUAAACUCCAGAACCUGCUUCCGUUUCUUGCACCUCUUCUCAGAAAUUCAAGUGAAGCACACAGGAACUUUUCAGUUAUCAAGAGUUUGAGGCAGAGUGAAAACUUGCAGGU
This is a messenger RNA of Brassica oleracea var. oleracea, 2369 nucleotides long. RefSeq names its product vam6/Vps39-like protein. The coding region runs from base 1 to 1473 and encodes 490 amino acids. The record is from RefSeq and is a predicted model, not a curated record. Gene Ontology annotation, biological process: vesicle-mediated transport; autophagy; endosomal vesicle fusion. The transcript is spliced from 11 exons. Lineage: Eukaryota; Viridiplantae; Streptophyta; Magnoliopsida; Brassicales; Brassicaceae. Gene Ontology annotation, cellular component: membrane; cytoplasm.